AUGGCAACGCCAGACAGCCCAGAUGACGGCUCCAAACCCAUCAACUUCCGCGCUGCACUCGCGGCUUUCCAACAGAACAGCUCUUCUUCCUCCUCCUCCAAUGCGAUACACUCACCCAAACCGCGCGUCGCACCACCCCCCACAACACGACAACCUCCUCCGCGAACGCCUGCACGUCCCUCGUCCAGUCAAGACCCCGUCUCACGCGCAUCCUCAACCCCACGUAUCCGCAACAACUCGGACAAUUUCAUGCCUCCCUCGCCCAGCACAGCUUCUUCGCCUAUCUUGCAACCAACUACUUCGGCAUCGGGCAUGCUCAGUGCACCCUCACCCGUCUUCUCGACUCCCUUUGGGCUGCGAAAAUCGGGCAGCGGUACUAGUCUCAACGAGCUGAUGAGCAAAACUCUACCUAGAAACAUCAGUCGUACGGCCAGCCCUUUGAAUCGAUCUAGGAGCAGAUCGGUCACGCAGCAGGAAGCAGGCAGCGGCAAUUCGGCCCCUGCUUCCGGUCGAUCCAGUCCAUUUCCGCCAGGUCGACUUCGCGGCUUGUUCGAUUCGGAAGACGUCUCUCAACGAACCGAAAGUCCCUCGUCGCAACAUAUGCUAGACACCAGCGCCGAAGACGACAUGUUCGCGCAUGCGGUUAUGGAGCGGUCUCAAACGCGAUCGUCCACCACCGAUUCCAAUGCUUCCCUUGUACCCCCGCAAGUACCUUCACGAAAGGGUAGCGCUUCGUCGACCAACUCUGCCAAUUCGAUCACACCCAGGUUGCCACCUCGACCGACGACCUUGGCACCGAGUCCGACAAUCUCGGAAUUUGGACAACUGCCGCCGACCACUUCAAAAGUCAAACCGAAAACCGGAUUGGUGGCUUACGCGACCUAUACACCGGGCGGUAAACGAGGUUCUCAGGGUGGGCUGGAAGGUAGCAUGACCCCACCUGCGCUGCCACCCAGGAGUGCGACGUUGAGUCAGGCGGAGAGGGGGCAUACUGGAGAAGCAGCGUACAGGGCGAGGCAGAGCAGCCCGAUGAAGCGUGCACCUCCCCUCGUUCCACAAAAGCCGACCGCUCCGGUCCCACCUCCAAGACCGGCGAAAACGUUUGACGGAGCUGCGGGAGGCUUCAAAUUUGGUACCACUGCCUACGAGCCGACAGCAGCAGCAGCAUCGCCACGACAAAACACCUCGACUCGCGGUACAGCCCACCAUCAGCGCAGUCUCACCGGCGGUGGAAGCACGUCCGGCUCGACCACAGGUACUCCAGCGAGCGCCCACAGGAAGACGGGAAGCAACGUUUUCACAAGCAUAAGUCUUAGCGAUGAUGCUAGUGGAGAGUUGAAACGUAGUCUCGAGUCCGAUCUGCACUCGGAUCAUUCGACGCAGCUUCCACCGCCCAACCGUGGUCGAUCUAUCACAGCGAACAAUGGUGCGGCGAGUCGUGCGGCCGGUCCGAGUCCGGCAGCAGGAGGCAUGGGAGCGGGGAUGGUGAGCUCGCUGAUUGGGACGGCUGCGUCUGCGUUACCCAUGUUCAAGUCGACUGGGGCUGCAAGUGGGACGAGAUCGCUGGCUGAUGGCGCACCCUCGAAGCAGCAGUACAUGAGUAGGAGCGGUAGUGCCGGUUCGGGGCUGACAGCGACCGGAGCAGAUGGUGAGGCUUCGUUGUGGGGGGUAGGUAGGGCAGUUCAGUUGGCAGAAGUGGGUGUGGUCGCGAGUAAAGCGGUCGGCGGAGGGAUGUUGAAGGAGCCACAGGAUGAAAAGGCGAUGAGGAGGUUUGAGGCCUUGUUCGAGACACUGCUUCGUCAACAGGAGGAAAAGAGAAGGACAAGGGGACAACUCGGUCGUGCCAAGGCGAACAAUCUGAAGAGCGAGGAGGUUGGAGAGAGGAAAGCAAGUGGCGGCGUACAAGCACUGAGAGGGUGGUUUGAAUCCGAUCCAUCUUCCACCACCACCACAGCCACCGCCGGAAGCACUACGCGACCAAAUCACCCUGCAGCACAAUCAAACCCGCCAUCUCGGUCCACGUCGCUAUCACCAUCAACCAUCCGCAAGAUCUGGUCCCGAUCACAACUACCCUUUACCUACCUUUCCCAGCUGUUCGAUCAAUGCCUCCAGUCUCAAACUGAGGAUGUCAAGGGCCUUGAAAAGCAAACCUUCGUUCGAGCCAUGGCGAGCAUCGAUGCCGAGUUGGAGAGAAGGAAAGCGCGUCGGCAGACGAGGCAGAGGCGAAAGGACGAGGCGAGGAAGAGCAGGGACGUGAAUGUGAGCGCGGCGCGGAGGGUUCCUCCUCCGCCGCCACCGCCAUCGAUGGCAGCGGUGUAA
Messenger RNA from Pseudozyma hubeiensis SY62, 2319 nucleotides. RefSeq lists its product as hypothetical. The transcript has a single exon. NCBI's taxonomy places the organism in Eukaryota, Fungi, Basidiomycota, Ustilaginomycetes, Ustilaginales, Ustilaginaceae. The record is from RefSeq and is a predicted model, not a curated record. The coding region runs from base 1 to 2319 and encodes 772 amino acids.